GUUGGAUUCGGAAUGCGAAUUCCGGUGGCAGGCUCUUGCUAGUGCUUGGAAGUGCUCCCCUGGGGGGGGGAAGGGGGGCAAGCGCGCAGCCCCGGUGUGCCAGGUGCAGGUGACGGGCUGCCCGGGGCAGGAUCUGGAAGACUUCCUCUACUCCUUCUUGUAAUUGGUGUAUGUGUUUAACCCUAAAUUGUGCAUUAUGGCAGACAAAUUAACAAGAAUUGCUAUAGUCAACCAUGACAAGUGUAAGCCAAAGAAAUGUCGUCAGGAAUGCAAGAAAAGUUGUCCUGUGGUUCGAAUGGGAAAACUUUGCAUAGAAGUCACAUCACAGAGCAAAAUAGCAUGGAUCUCAGAAACACUUUGUAUUGGUUGUGGUAUUUGCAUCAAGAAAUGUCCUUUUGGAGCCUUGUCAAUUGUUAACUUGCCUAGCAACCUGGAGAAAGAAACAACACAUAGAUAUUGUGCCAAUGCCUUCAAACUUCACAGGUUGCCUAUCCCUCGUCCAGGUGAAGUACUGGGAUUGGUUGGAACCAAUGGUAUUGGAAAAUCAACUGCCUUGAAAAUUUUAGCAGGAAAACAGAAGCCAAACCUUGGAAAAUAUGAUGAUCCACCUGACUGGCAAGAAAUUUUGACUUACUUCCGAGGAUCUGAAUUACAAAACUAUUUUACCAAGAUUCUGGAAGAUGACCUGAAAGCUAUCAUUAAACCUCAGUAUGUGGACCAGAUUCCUAAAGCUGCAAAGGGAACAGUGGGAUCAAUUCUGGAUAGGAAAGAUGAAACUAAGACACAAACCGUUGUAUGUCAGCAGCUUGACUUAACCCAUCUGAAAGAAAGAAAUGUUGAGGACCUUUCAGGAGGAGAACUUCAGAGAUUUGCUUGUGCAGUUGUUUGCAUUCAGAAGGCUGAUAUCUUCAUGUUUGAUGAACCUUCCAGCUACCUGGAUGUGAAACAGCGCUUGAAGGCUGCCAUUACUAUUCGAUCUCUAAUAAACCCUGACAGGUACAUUAUUGUCGUGGAGCAUGAUCUGAGUGUGUUAGAUUAUCUUUCUGACUUUAUCUGCUGCCUGUAUGGUGUGCCAAGUGCUUAUGGUGUUGUUACUAUGCCUUUCAGUGUAAGAGAAGGCAUAAAUAUUUUCCUAGAUGGCUAUGUUCCAACAGAAAACCUAAGGUUUCGAGAUGCAUCUCUGGUAUUUAAAGUGGCUGAGACAGCUAAUGAAGAAGAAGUUAAAAAGAUGUGUAUGUACAAAUACCCAGGAAUGAAAAAAAAGAUGGGUGAAUUUGAACUAUCCAUAGUAGCUGGAGAAUUCACAGAUUCUGAAAUUAUGGUGAUGUUAGGGGAAAACGGAACUGGCAAAACGACCUUUAUCCGAAUGCUUGCAGGAAGACUUACUCCUGAUGAAGGAGGUGAGGUCCCAGUUCUAAAUGUCAGCUACAAACCACAGAAAAUCAGCCCUAAAUCUACAGGAAGUGUCCGUCAGCUACUGCAUGAGAAGAUCAGAGAUGCCUAUACACACCCCCAGUUUGUAACUGAUGUAAUGAAACCUCUCCAGAUAGAAAACAUCAUUGACCAAGAGGUUCAAACACUGUCUGGAGGUGAGUUGCAGCGUGUGGCAUUAGCUCUUUGUCUGGGUAAGCCUGCAGAUGUGUACCUAAUUGAUGAGCCCUCAGCAUAUUUGGACUCUGAACAACGUCUGAUGGCUGCCCGAGUCAUUAAACGUUUCAUUCUCCAUGCUAAAAAAACUGCUUUUGUGGUAGAACAUGAUUUUAUCAUGGCUACAUAUCUUGCUGAUCGUGUGAUUGUUUUUGAUGGCAUUCCUUCCAAGAACACACUGGCAAACAGUCCACAGACUCUUUUGGCUGGAAUGAAUAAAUUUUUAUCUCAGCUUGAAAUCACUUUUAGAAGAGACCCGAACAAUUACAGACCAAGAAUAAACAAACUCAAUUCCAUUAAGGAUGUGGAACAAAAGAAGAGUGGAAACUACUUCUUCCUGGACGACUAAAUAUUGAAUCUGAGCAUCUUUGUAACUGGCAUAUAGACAUGCAUAUUGGAAUCUAAACAGCUGUGGAUGAGAUGGCUCAAAUCAGGUCUUAGAACGCUUAAUCUUUUGGAGCUUAAAAUCUCUUGCUGCGUUUGACAUCCAAGAUCAGUAGCAGUAUACAUCCUAGUCCAAGUAAAACUGCCUCUUUCUAUAUUUUGGUGACACAGCCCUAUAUUUUCAGUGUAAUGAUAUCAAAAUAGACCACCUUGAAAUUGUGCAAAUGGGUCUCCUGAUUUUUCAAAACUUAAGGGAGGUUUUCAAUUCAAUGUAUCCUACUCAUGUACCAAGUACUGACUGAAUUUCUUCAUUUUAAAAAAUGUCUUUUGUGUAUAAGAGGGAAGCUUACGAAGAACAUCAAGCUACAAGAGCAACUCUUUUAAAGAGAUUGAAUCUCUCUGGUGAGGGUUUCAUAAAUAAAUACCCACCUAACUUACAACUCUUCUGUGA
Molecule: messenger RNA, 2482 nt
Organism: Empidonax traillii (willow flycatcher)
Lineage: Eukaryota; Metazoa; Chordata; Aves; Passeriformes; Tyrannidae
Gene: ABCE1
Product: ATP binding cassette subfamily E member 1
Exons: 18
Coding region: 197-1996 (599 amino acids)
Biological process (GO): ribosomal subunit export from nucleus; translational initiation; translational termination
Molecular function (GO): ribosomal small subunit binding; ATP hydrolysis activity; ATP binding
Source: RefSeq, a predicted model, not a curated record